Erythranthe guttata (spotted monkey flower) is the source of this 939-nucleotide messenger RNA. Lineage: Eukaryota; Viridiplantae; Streptophyta; Magnoliopsida; Lamiales; Phrymaceae. The record is from RefSeq and is a predicted model, not a curated record.
GAAGGGAUAAUCUUGGAAAAACCAUUGAUUAUGGGGGAGAAUAGAAGAAAGGACGACACAUGCAAUACGUCUCGAUUUCCUCUUCUCGAUAUAACCGACGAAGUAAAUCUUUCGGCGUCGAGAAAACAAAAGGCUUCUUCAAACUAUGAUUUGACUAGGGAUAUGAAAAUGCUUGGAAUGGAGAGAGCAAAUUUUUAUGGAUGGUAUAAUACGUAUCAAUUGACAAAGGCGAUGGCGGAAAUGGUAAUUAAUGAAACGAGAGGGGAUAUACCGGUCGUGAUCAUUAGGCCAACUGUCAUCGAAAGUUGCUGUAAAGAACCUAUCCCUGGCUGGAUUCAGGGAAAUAGGAUGUUUGAUCCGAUAAUUGUUUCAUACGGAAACGGGCAGCUUCCAGCCUUUCUAGGCAAGCCUGAUUCCCCAAUGGAUGUUAUUCCGUUGGAUAUUGUCGUAAAUGGAACAAUUGCAGCAAUAGCAAAGCACGGUUAUAUGCAAAAGGCGGAGUUGAAUGUGUACCAGAUUGCAUCUAGCGUCACGAACCCUUUACACUACUCUGAAUUUUUCGAGUAUCUUUACGAAUAUUUCCGUUCGGAACCUUUGGUAGAAUCCGAAAAUUUAAUUAGGGUGAACAACUAUGAUGAUAUCGAAAAAAUUAAAUAUUUCGAUAAUUUCAAUGAUUUCUCGAAAUAUACACGAGAAGAAAUAUCUCGACGUGUUGGAGGAGGAAAUGCAGUAGCAACUAAGAAGGCGCAAACGCAAUGCAGAGCAAAGAUCAUAUUCCAUGCCGGCAAUACUCAGAAGUUGUUGUACGAAAUGUCGAAGGAAGAGCAGAUUAACUUUGACCUGGAUGUAACAAAAAUAGAGUGGAGAAAGUAUUUUCAAGAAGUUCACAUCCCUGGUUUGAGAAAGCAUGUGCUUAACGAGAGAAGUAUAUAUGUCUAG